Messenger RNA from Acytostelium subglobosum LB1, 639 nucleotides. RefSeq lists its product as hypothetical. The transcript has 3 exons. The coding region runs from base 1 to 639 and encodes 212 amino acids. Gene Ontology annotation, molecular function: corrinoid adenosyltransferase activity. NCBI's taxonomy places the organism in Eukaryota, Evosea, Eumycetozoa, Acytosteliales, Acytosteliaceae. The record is from RefSeq and is a predicted model, not a curated record.
AUGAGUGACGAUAACAACAAUAAUAAUAGUAUUGAAGAGACUGGAGAUGGAGAACAUAUAAAGAGAAGUAGACUUUAUACAAAGACUGGUGAUAAAGGAUACUCUUCAUUGUUCAAUGGUGAGAGGAAACCAAAAGACGACUCAUUCUUUCAUGCUCUAGGUGCAAUAGAUGAGUUGAAUGCUACUUUAGGUGUUGCUCUAGAGUAUUGCAUUGCGGAUGGUAAUGGAUUGCAAGAGUAUAUUGAGAAGAUACAAUCAUUGAUGUUGGAUAUUGGUAGUUGUUGUGCUACACCAUUGGACACAUCAAAGGAAUCACAUUUGGCAAAGACACGCUUCAGUGACAAGCAUGUCAUUGUACUCGAGUCAUGGAUUGAUCUAUUGGAUUCCAAACUACCUCCCUUGAAGAACUUUAUUGUACCAUGCGGCGUUGGACUGGCUAGCUCACAUCUACAUGUUGCACGCGCUGUGUGUAGACGUGCGGAGAGGGACAUUGUGAGUUUGUCUAGACACCAGGUGAUUCCAGAGGAUGUGGCCAUCUUUGUAAACAGAUUGAGUGACUUCUUGUUCGCGGCCUGUCGCUACGCAGCCAUGAAGAGUGGCAAGUCCGAGUCGAUCUGGAAGAAGAAGGACUUUAACUAA